CACUAGUGAGGAUUAACGUCCGUCUCUCUCUCUCUCUCUCCUCACAGAGACAAACAGCUGCUAACUAAGGAUUUGGGAUUUCUGAGCUCGUGAUUCUUCACGCAGUCGCGUGUUUGACUGUAUUAAAGCGUGUGUCUGAGUGUUAUAAAGUUCUCGUGGAUGUGUUCGGGAAUGUCGGGAUGAUGAAGUCACUUCCUGUUCAGCUGUAGCAGUCGCGAGCACUUUUACCUUAAAGGAUGCUGAUGGAGUUUUGAUGGUGUAAAAAUGAGUGUGACAUCAUGGUUCCUCGUGAGCAGCUCUGGCACACGCCACCGACUGCCACGAGAGAUGAUCUUUGUUGGACGAGAAGACUGUGAACUGAUGCUACAGUCUCGCAGUGUGGACAAACAGCAUGCUGUCAUUAACUAUGACGUCUCCACAGAUGAACAUCUGGUCAAAGAUUUGGGCAGUCUCAAUGGGACCUUCGUGAAUGACCUCAGGAUCCCUGAUCAAACAUACAUCAGUCUAAAGCUCUCUGAUGUCAUUCGCUUUGGAUAUGAUUCACACAUAUAUAUUCUGGAGAGAAGUCAACACAAAGUGCCCGAGGAAGCCCUCAAGCAUGAAAAAUACACAAGUCAGCUUCACUUUAGUCAGGAUCCACUGGAAUCCAAGAAACACAUCCAGACAGAUGAGAGACAGAUUAAACCAGACAAAACUGAACGAAAAAACAUCACAGAUCCAUCUAUCUCCAGACCCACUCCUCUAUACGGCCAGCCGUCCUGGUGGGGUGAUGCUGAUGAGGAUGUUAAAGGUCACCGUCGUGACCCAAGCGGUCAUGAGCAUCACUCAGAAAACCAAAAAGAAGGUACCGGAUCUGCCUCUCCAGAUGAACUUCAAGAUGGACAGGGGAAAUCCUUUUACCGGAAAGAACCAAGGUACUUUGAGAUCCCCACAAAGGAGAUCCAGUCCAAGCCCAAAACUGGAACGCAGGAAGUUCAGGAGAUACCCACAAAAGACACAAACAGCAAAGCCCCUACUACACCGUCAGUGGUGCAGGGUCAUGCCUCCUUCACCAUUGAGUUUGAUGAUCAAACCCCUGGAAAGAUGAAAAUCAGAGACCACGUCACAAAGUUCUCCAUUCGUCAACGAAAGAAUCCCAGCAAGGAGUCGAUAGCCACGCUUCCAGAAGUGCUGUCUGCAGAAAACAAAGUUGCUGAUUGGUUGGUGCACAGUGAUACAAGCAUGCUGGACAAUGGAGAAGUUCAGUCUGGACCAGGGGACCACUUUAAUAAAUCCUUCAAGGAUGGCUACCAUCACAAAGAUGAUUUGGUAAAUCUACAUUCUGUCACCCCUCCGGAUGAAGAUGAUUAUCCUGUUAACUACACACGAGAGUCCAAAAGCCAAGAGAAACAAGACCCUCAGCAAGCAUUUGUGAUUGAUAUUUUUGAAGAGAAUCAACAAAAGCGUCGUUCGCAGUCUUUCACCAAUAACAUAUCUUCUCCUGACUUCCAAUCUGCCCUUAAAAACAAAUUGGAUAAACGGAAAGGUACGACUACAUCUAAUAAUCCACCAACGCAGCAGUUCACCGUUCCUCUCAAAGACGGCUGUGAUGGUUCUCCGAAGGCUGGGUCACUUCGACGAGAGAAGAGCGACAUCCGUAUGAGUACCUCUGAUUUUCCUUCCCGGUCAGCGGGAAAACCAUUCAGAAGCGUCGGACGCAAGUCUAAACUGGCACAGGACUUUGCGAGGGAGUUGCAGAGAAUGUCAAAAACAAGUUCUGCCUCAACACGGGAGCAAAACUCUAGUAGAUCGAACGACACAUGGGUGAAAACCUCAUCCUCCACAUCUGGGACAUCCCCACCAACCGCACACAAUGAUUCCUCUGUAACACAUCAGAGUCUUCCUGCCACAUCAUCUUAUUUAGAUACUCUGAAUCAGGCACUUUACCAACAGUCACGACCUUUAAACUCUUCAUCUGUACCCAUGGAAGAUGAAAGCAUGGAAGUCAAAGCUGCAGGUCCCAAGCAGGAGGAGGAGGACAGUUUAAGUGAUGCAGGUACCUACACCAUUGAGGGAGAGGGACCUGAAAAAGAGGCUGUGGAUGCACGUACCAUGAUCGAUCAGGUGUUUGGUGUUGCUGACAGCAGCCAAACCUCAGCAACUGCAUUUAACACUGUAGUUGGUCUCAAUGAGGGCCAUGAUAGCCUUCUACUUAGUGAGAAUAGUUCAGCCCCAAAACUGGGCCUAUACCCAACAGACCAUAGUGACACAGCCAAGAGUCCUGUGCAGUCGAUGACGACAUUAACACCUGGAGGCAAUAGGUGGGUUUCUCGCUGGGCUAGUUUGGCUGACAGCUAUUCAGAUUCUGGACCUUCAUCAGGACUGUUUGAUAUCCCAGCACAACAUGAUCUUGUCAGCAGAGCUACUGGAACAACUGUCCAUCAAGUUAUGCCUAAUCAAAGUGCUGAGUCAUCAGAAUCAGUCCAAAGCACCAGAGCAAGACGAGUUCUGCCUCAGGUCCCUUUAGACAAGACUGAGACCCCACCACCUACAAUACUUAUCCAGUCUGACCCUUAUCUGACUGCUGCUGAUAGGAGUUUAGAAGUUCAAAAGCAAAAGUGGGAUCCCCAAAAACUUGGUGUCCAAGAGGAUCUGGACCCAGACAGCCUAAGUGAUGCCAGUAAAUCUGAUGAAGGUUCUGUAGUCGAGCAGUGUAGAGGAACUCCUGGCAGAAUUCAAACGGUGGAGAACCAGUCUUGCAAGGCGCCAGCAAAUGAAGAUAUUGACUCCAAGACUCCAAAAGACCAAGAUUCAUCUCCCAAAUUCUCCACAGCUACUGUUACAAGACAGUACGCCAAGCUUAGCAAGAACAGCCUUUCACCACCCAACAUUGAUCAGCAAAACAAGGAUACUUAUGAUGGUACGGAUAACUCUGUUUCCUUUUUCAGACAGGAAAGUUACACCAAAGAAAGGGCCAGUGAUAACAUCCAGUUGUCCAGAUUGCCCAAAAUAUCCAGUCAACCCCUUUUCAAGGAAAACGAGACUGCAGAAGCUUUUAAAGGUGUAGACACCCAGUCUUACCUCAAAGAUACUGAGGAUGUUUUAGCUGUUCUGGAGGCAAAGCUUCUUGAGCAGCAAAAAGUAGACAAAGCUCGUACCCACGUGGAUGAGUCGAUCUCUGGAGAUUCAGAUGUAGACACCUCUAGUACGAUCAGCGGCAAAAACGCUCCAAAUUCUGUACCUAAGAAGCCAGUGGUCCUCAGAGGACUCUUAAGAGAUAAAACAGCCCCCAUUCAGUAUCCUAGUCAAGAACAUAAAUCUUCUGAUGACCCCUUGUCCAAUAAGAGCAAGUCCAGUCUAAAGGACAAUGAUGAGCCAAGCAAACGUUUCCAGCUUCGACGGAACCUCACUUCUUCGGACUUUGGGUCGGAUCAUCAAAGUUACACUACACCUCACAGGCCUGAUACAAUGUCAGACCAGGAAUCAAGCUCCUUACCUUACAAGAAAUCCCAUAUGCCCCUUCAGAGGAACAACUCCAGCAAGUCCAAAAGCACUGUAAACCAAGCACUAACUCGCUCUAACAGCGUCUCUACUCCAAGACCCACAAGGGCUUCGAUGCUUCGCCGUGCACGUUUGGGCGAAGCAUCUGACAAUGAAGGUACAGAAACUGACCGUAUGUCUCAGAACUCAGACGCCAACCCCUCUGCCAACCGGGUCACCCAGGAAAGCAAGAAGCUUUCACGACUGGACAUUUUAGCAUUACCUAGAAAAAGGACAGGCUCCUUCACUACACCCAGUGACACAGAGUCUUCCGCCGGUCGGACAGGCUUUUCAAACCGUAGUAUGGAGUCGAGUAACUCUGUGCGGAAAGCUUCGGUGCCAGACCCGAAGGCUCUUCUGCGGAAGAUUUCCGCACCCACAAACAAACCGAUCAUCCGAGGACGCUCAAGCAGUGCCAAAUAUGCCAGCAGUACUGCCAGCUCCAGGAGACGUCAGAAGGGUUCAGAUUACGCCUCCACCUCAGAUGAUGAGUACGAGUCUAACCACAGUAUCCCUAAACACAAACGCUCCCAUCAUUCAGGAGCUCAGCAGAACCCCAGACUUCAUCCGUCAGGUCCGGUACGAGCCGGUCCCAGGCAGAGAGACUCUGAAGGUGAAGGAAAUGAGAGCGACGCCUUCCAGAACUGGACAUCUCACAGUGCUGAGAUCGCUAGAUUGAGUCAGGAUCUUGCUAAAGAUUUGGCCAUUCUGGCUCAAGAGAUUCAUGAUGUAGCUGGAGAUACUGAACCUCAGAGUUCUGGUUCUGUGGAGAUAAUGGCACCUGCAAUAUCUGCCCAUGAAGAGUUGCGGCAUCAGAUUCCUGAAGUUAGUCUGAAUUUCCCUAAAGAGUGUUCCGGUUCUGUGCUGGUUGAUGAAUCCGAGCAGACUGUGAGUUAUCAUCAAGAGGUCAGACAGCAGAGUUUAAGACAUGAUGAGGUUUCUUUGAACAAUGUGAUGUUAAAUCCAGUGUCACAACUUUCACUCGCUAUUCGACAGAACACAGAGCAACUUACAGACAAAAUCAAGGCUUUGUUUCAUAAUAAAACUGAUGUUUUGGGAGAGAUUGAGGCGAGAAUCAAUGCUGCUGAUGAUUCACCACCAUUAAAAACCUCAAACAAGGAAAUUGCAUCUAUUCUCAAAGAGCUGAGACGAGUGCAGAAACAGCUGGAAGUUAUCAACAUGGUCAUAGAUCCACGAGGGAAUCCAGACGUGAGUAAGACUUUAUCUGCAGGAGUCUCUUCUUCAGCUGUAGUCCGGACCUCCAGAUCUUCAUUGAGGGAUUUAAGAUCAUCUCAGCGUGGAGGUGGACCCACACCGAGCGCUCGACACACAUUUAGAAGCUCAGACAGAAACGGUUCCAUGGUAUGACAGCCGGUGACAUCAUCACUAGUCACUUUCAUGUCGUUUUAAAUCUUUUGGCACAUUAAUGUAAAUCUGCAUUAACACUUAGGUAGAAGGACAAACGUAUGUCUAGAUCAAUCGCUGGUUGUGUUUAUUUGUUCCAAACGAUGAGCUAUCUUUAUCAUACAGACCUCAACAACAUAUGGCAUUGACAAUGAAAUACGGCAUUCACAUGAUUAUCAUGUUUUCAUGACUGUAAAUACACUGUUAUUGAUUUACUUUAUUGUUGUUUUUUGAUUGUUGAUAUGAAUAUAUAGUUAAAUAAUUGACAUAAUUAUUUAAAUCACUUUUUGUUCUGAUAUUUGAAUAGAUAUUUGUAAACUGUAUGUUAAGAAUCAUUAAAGGAUUAUUCACAUUAAAAAUGUCUGAAUGAAU
Paramisgurnus dabryanus is the source of this 5295-nucleotide messenger RNA. It is a transcript of the gene cep170ba, whose product is annotated as centrosomal protein 170Ba. Gene Ontology annotation, molecular function: protein binding. The record is from RefSeq and is a predicted model, not a curated record. NCBI's taxonomy places the organism in Eukaryota, Metazoa, Chordata, Actinopteri, Cypriniformes, Cobitidae.